AUGGAUCUCAAAGUGAUCUGCGUGCUCUCCAUCGUCCUCAUCAUAGCCCUCAGCACCUUGGCAGAGGGAAGGACAUUACCAACAAGAUGCCAGUGUAAAUUGGACCCCAAGGAGCGGAAGAACUGCGGCUACCCGGGAAUCUCACCAAUGGAGUGCAGGAAAGCUGGGUGCUGCUUCAACACUUCAGUCCUCGGUGUUCCCUGGUGCUUUGCUCCUAGAGCAAAGAAAGUUGAGAAAGUAUGUCCCAACGAUCCUCACGCCAGGAUAAACUGCGGCUUCCCCGGCAUCACGGCUAAGCAGUGCGAAAGGAAGGGGUGCUGCUUCAGGGCACACCCCGCUGAUGUCCCCUGGUGCUUCUACCACCGCAUGGUGGAGGAGGAUUGUUAA
Molecule: messenger RNA, 387 nt
Organism: Pygoscelis adeliae (Adelie penguin)
Lineage: Eukaryota; Metazoa; Chordata; Aves; Sphenisciformes; Spheniscidae
Product: trefoil factor 1-like
Exons: 4
Coding region: 1-387 (128 amino acids)
Biological process (GO): maintenance of gastrointestinal epithelium
Source: RefSeq, a predicted model, not a curated record